Messenger RNA from Gadus morhua (Atlantic cod), 1113 nucleotides. RefSeq names its product coiled-coil domain-containing protein 172. NCBI's taxonomy places the organism in Eukaryota, Metazoa, Chordata, Actinopteri, Gadiformes, Gadidae. Bases 121 to 942 code for a protein of 273 amino acids. Gene Ontology annotation, cellular component: cytoplasm. The transcript is spliced from 7 exons. The record is from RefSeq and is a predicted model, not a curated record.
UCUGGUUGUUUUAGUUCUGUUCGUGCCCGUUCUUAAUCCACCUUACGGCUUUUAUUGUUCCGAUUUUUGAAAUUUGACCCUUACUUUAACAUUGAAUCUCAUUUAAAUAUAAACAUAAAUAUGAGUUUGGACAACCUGUUUCAACAAAUUAUCUUCACUGAACAGCUGUUAUCUGAGAAAACUACGAAGUUACAAGAAGUCAAAGUUUCAGUCGUCCGAUACGAAGAGAAAAUAAAGGCCUCCAAUGAAAAGCUGACCAAGAAUAACCAAGAGCUUUUUAACAAGACUCAGCAGUUGUAUGAGAUGAAGCUGCAAAACGAUCUAAUGAAGAAACAGGAGCAACAGACGGAGAGACAGUUGAAAGAACUGCUCUGUCAGCAGGGCCACCUCAAGGAACAUCUGGAUCGAAUCAGAACAGAGGCCAGUGAGAAGCAGGAGCAGUUUCUGGAAGAGAUCGGGAGAUUUAACAAUUGCUUCAGCCUGGUUGGGAACAGAGAGUCAGUUACUGAGAGCCAGGCACAAGCUGAGAUCCUCCAGCUUCAGGGGGAAGUGGACUCCAUACAUAAAGAGAUGGAGCUUGAGCACCAGAAGAACGGUCGCAUAAACUCCCUGCUGGAGGAGAACAAAGCCCUCCUGGUUGAACUGAAAGACCUGGAAAACAUUAACAAAGACUUGGAUCGGCAAAUUUCGGAGGCCAAGGGAGUGACAGAAUCUCUUAGAGAAGAGAGUGUGACAGUCAGUCUGAAACCCCAAACAGACAGCACCUGUAUGAGGUUAAAGAAGGAGCUGGAGCUGCUGAAAGAAGGGGACUUGGAGCUUAUGCGCAAGGCCCUCAGUUUAGAGAUACGCUUUCUACAAUCUGUGAGUACCGCACUCUGCAUAGGCCAUUAUGUAAACAGCAUAAACGUUGUAAUUACUUUGUGUUUUAAUCUUGUGUUCUGAGGGGCAAGUAAGAUUUGAGUUUGUUAGGAAUAUAAGAGACCAAGAAUUUGAAACUAAACCUUAAAACCAUCCCUCUCUGCUCCCUCCCCUCUUACCUUUCUCCUCCAUUGACACGUGUUGCGUUUCACGCAACUGUGAUUGACAGUUGCUUCAAGAUUGAUUCCUAAACAA